AUGCCAACGCAAAGGCCCGCCCGCCGGUCCGUCAAACGACGGAAAACAGGUCACCAAAAUUGCCGUAAUCGACGGAUUAAAUGCGAUGAGCAAUCACCCUGUGGAUAUUGUAAUCGCCGCGGCCUAGAGUGCAAAAAGGCCGACUUUAUUGUACCAGAGCGAUGGGGAAACACGCCAGAGCCUACAAGGGCAGGCGAGGAAUCACAGCCUGCAACAAGAGGAACAGCACCAAGCUCGCAGAGACAAACUACACCAGAAGGCGAUCCUCACAUACCAGAAUCAACAUAUGAGAUCUUCCAGCAUGUAUUCAGCGUUGACAAUGACCAUCUGCCCACAUCUGAUCUACGCUCUACAAUCACAUCUGAUAACAUCCUAACGGAAGAAAAAGCCGGGCUGUUACGAUUCUACCAGGAGGGAAUCGGAGUGUGGAUGGAUAUAUUUGACCAUUCACAUACAUAUCAGAAUGAUAUCGUCCGGUAUUCCCUCUCAUCACCGCUUCUCAUGCACGCCGUCUGCGCCCUCUCAGCGAACCAAAUGAGUCUGAUCCAGAAUAAAUACCUCUGGGGACCUGUGUCUUCCCGGUUCUACGGGCAGAGUCUUAGUCUUCUGAUUAACGAGCUUACAAAACAGAGUAGUAGAGCCGACGGCGAACUUCUACUAGCUGCUACAAUAUUAUUAGGAAGUUAUGAGCUGCUCGCGCAGCCGGGCAUCGACUACCAGAGACAUCUGUACGGCGCACAAACCUUAAUAUUCUCUCGGAAUAUUGGACAACAGGGGACGUCGCUUGAAAAGGCUAGUUUUUGGAUCUUUGCGAGGCAGGAUGUUGCUUUGGCUUUGGUGAAUGAGCGUCCGACGUUGGUUCCGCCGGUGAAAUGGCCAGUGCCACCGGAGAGUCCACCCGCUGCUGUUGAGGAUGCCUUUGGAAUGAGAAUUCUCUGGUUGCUAGCUCGAGUGGUUGAAGUCAAGUUUGGGUCACCAAAUGGCGGAGUGUCUAAUAUACAGCGCGAGAGGGUAGAAAGCCUCGUGGCCGAGAUCGACUUGGCCUGGGCUGGGCUUCCUUCGCAUGUCCGCGGUGUUCCCAUGAAACAGUCUCAUUCGGAGGAUGAGGGAUUGACUAGGGUCUGGUUUUGUGUGCCUUCAGCAUCGGCUGCAUGUCUUUAUUACCACAUGGCAAAGAUCUUGACAUAUGAAUUUCUGUUGGAGCAAACACGGCUUCCAUCAAGACAGUCAGACGAUAUGUUGAGAUCGAUUGGACACCAUGCUCGAGCAAUUGCCUCGAUCUGCUUGUUUUCGGAUCUUGCCGACGGUGCACUGGUAGUGGCUGUCAACCCUAUCUUCUAUGCAGCAAAAUACAUCCCUUCAAUGGCACUCAAAACGAGGCUAUGGGGUAUACUUGAUCGCAUUGAAACACGACUGGGCUUCUAUACGCGAGAUAGACAGACCCAGCUGCAGCUGGAACUGAAGAAAUAG
Molecule: messenger RNA, 1470 nt
Organism: Aspergillus puulaauensis
Lineage: Eukaryota; Fungi; Ascomycota; Eurotiomycetes; Eurotiales; Aspergillaceae
Product: Zn(II)2Cys6 transcription factor
Exons: 4
Coding region: 1-1470 (489 amino acids)
Biological process (GO): positive regulation of transcription by RNA polymerase II
Cellular component (GO): nucleus
Molecular function (GO): transcription cis-regulatory region binding; zinc ion binding; DNA-binding transcription factor activity, RNA polymerase II-specific
Source: RefSeq, a predicted model, not a curated record